AUGUCCACACUCACACGCGAGUGCGUCCUCACGGGGCCGGGGCGCCGCGAGACGGCCGCUCCUCCCCGCCCCGCCCUCACGCACCUCCCCGCGAGCGGUCUGCGCAGGCCGGGCGCCGCCGGGGCCCCCCGGCGGAUCCCCAGGCCCCUGGACGCCGUGGAGUUCACGGCGGACACCGCGGUGGGCGUGGGCGUCGCGGUGCUGGGCCUGGUGGCCGGCCUGGGCAUCCCGAUCUUUCUGGUCAAGCGGGAGCAGAGGGACGAGCAGAGGAUCGAGGCGAUCAGGGAGCUGAACAGGGACGCGAUCGCGACCACCGGGGAGCCGCUGAGCAAG
This is a messenger RNA of Ostreobium quekettii, 333 nucleotides long. The record is from the annotation of a GenBank genome assembly. Lineage: Eukaryota; Viridiplantae; Chlorophyta; Ulvophyceae; Bryopsidales; Ostreobiaceae.